Molecule: messenger RNA, 1308 nt
Organism: Phytophthora infestans T30-4
Lineage: Eukaryota; Oomycota; Peronosporomycetes; Peronosporales; Peronosporaceae
Product: ADP-ribosylation factor-like protein
Exons: 5
Coding region: 1-1308 (435 amino acids)
Molecular function (GO): GTP binding; GTPase activity
Source: RefSeq, a predicted model, not a curated record
AUGCCACUCAUCGAGUCACUGCUGCUCUACCAGCCAGAGAGCGUUUACCACUUUAUACACGACUUCGUGGACGAACAAAAGAGCAGCCGCUUCGUACAUCACACGAGGAGUGCAGGCUAUGCCAAGAAGCUCACCAACCGCCGCAAGAUGGCGGACUUUAUGUCUACCAGCGUAAUUCCCGUCAUGGAUGACCUUGCCAAGCAAAUUCUACGGGAGAAACCAAACUCCGUCAAAACUUUUAUCAGAGACGUGGUAGCUGCACGCAUUAUUAUUGAGUCUACCGUAAACGCUGAAGCGUCAAACCAGGUCGAAGCUGUCGUCCCUUUCAGCGUGAACGACCGCGUCUUGUGUCGGUAUAAAGGUCGACCUCGGUACUUUCCCGGUGUCAUCACCGCUGUCGACGACCACGGCAACUUCACGGUCCUAUACGACGACGGGAAGACUGAGAGCAAUGAAAUGCCGAAGGUCGCCCGCACGAUGGAUAUCGUUCUUCUUAUCAUUGGUAUUGACGGAUCUGGCAAGACUACGCUUCUGUCAACCUUGCAAGGUGAUCUGGAUAAGGAGCACGUACCAAGUGCAGGCUUCACAUCAGCCACCUUCCAGACGGAAACAGGGUCGGCUACUUUCUACGACCUCGGAGGCGGUCCAGCAUUUCGCAACGUGUGGAAGGAAUACUACGCCGAUGCUCACGGUGUUAUCUUCGUGGUCGAUUCCUCGAAUGAAAACUCGUUGCUUCAUGCAGCAAACGUUCUCGAAGAAUCGAUGGCAAACGAGCUCAUGAUCAACAAGCCGUUGCUCAUCUUUGCCAACAAACGAGACCACUCCGAUGCAGUAGCAGAGAAGGAGAUGCAGAGUUUGCUACGUUUAAUCAAGUUUCCCAGCUCCAAGAUUGUCCCUUGUGUAGCCAAGCCGGCCAUUUAUGGUGGCGUAGACGAACGUCUGGAAUCAGGACUACAGUGGCUCUUUGAUCAGGUUCACAACGACUUUGACUCACUCCACGAACGUGUUCAACGUGAUCUUACACUGAAGAAGGAGCUUGAUCUGCAGAGACGAGAUGCGCAACGUGCUCGGGUGGCACGUUGGAAAGAAGAGCGUGAACUCAAUCAAAUGCGUACACAUGACAAACUGUCAAUCAACGAGCAAACCUCGUCCUCCAAAGCUGCCACAGACAACCAGGAAGAAACCGUGAUAUACUGCUCAAGCUGCAACACAGCACCAGCAGUAACAAAAUGUGCAGCAUCCAAAUGGAUGCCAGUCUGCGAUAAUUGCGCAACAACGCUUAGAAGUCAGUCUUCACAUAAAGUGUAA